Molecule: messenger RNA, 324 nt
Organism: Clunio marinus
Lineage: Eukaryota; Metazoa; Arthropoda; Insecta; Diptera; Chironomidae
Source: the annotation of a GenBank genome assembly
AUGGAGAAAUUUAUUACGGUUGCUGUAAGUCUCGAUAUGCACAGUCCAUGCUAUUUCAUACGAAGGAAAAGAGAAGAAGAUGUGAAAAUGAUAUUAUUUCAAGCAUCAAGUGUUUUAAUACGAGGGCCUUUUAUAAUUUUUCACACCAACCUACCCCAAGAAUCUUUCGCAGGUAAUAGUAGCGCUCGUCUUUAUGAUGAACGUGGUAUACCGCACAAAACGAAUAAAACGUUACACUCAAAAACACCAUCUGAAGCUAUGACUUUGAAUGAACAAAAGUUCUGUUUACAUUUAUUUAAAGAUCUUAGGAAGCAGAUUUUGUAA